This is a messenger RNA of Sordaria macrospora k-hell, 1134 nucleotides long. RefSeq lists its product as uncharacterized. The record is from RefSeq and is a predicted model, not a curated record. Lineage: Eukaryota; Fungi; Ascomycota; Sordariomycetes; Sordariales; Sordariaceae. Gene Ontology annotation, cellular component: mitochondrial matrix. Gene Ontology annotation, biological process: arginine metabolic process. Gene Ontology annotation, molecular function: pyridoxal phosphate binding; identical protein binding; transaminase activity.
AUGGCCUUCCGCACCGCCCUCCGCCGGGUCGCCGCCGUUAAUGUGCCUGCCACCCGUGGCCUCGCCGGCGCCGGUGCCGCUGCUGCCCGCCGUGCCUAUGCUACCACUCAGCUCACCCACCCCGACCCCACCGAGGACUCGGCCAGCGGCAAGAUGGUUCGCGAGCACGCUCCCUACAUGGUGACCACCUACUCUCGCCCUCCUCCCGUCUUCGUCAAGGGCAAGGGCUCGUACCUCUGGGACUUGGAGGACCGCAAGUACCUCGACUUCACGUCCGGUAUUGCCGUCAACUCGCUCGGCCACUGUGAUGAGGAGUUUAGCAAGAUCAUUGCUGAGCAGGCCCAAGAACUAGUCCACGCCUCCAACCUCUACUACAAUCCCUGGACCGGCGCCCUCUCCAAGCUCCUCGUCGAAUCCACCAAGGCCUCGGGCGGCAUGCACGACGCCUCCUCCGUCUUCAUCUGCAACUCCGGUUCCGAAGCCAACGAGGCCGGUAUCAAGUUCGCCCGCAAGGUCGGCAAGGUCCUCGACCCCUCCGGCAACAAGGUCGAGAUCGUCUCCUUCCAGAAUGCCUUCCACGGCCGCACCAUGGGUUCCCUGUCCGCCACGCCUAACCCCAAGUACCAAGCGCCGUUCGCGCCCAUGGUCCCCGGUUUCAAGGUCGGCACCUACAACGACAUCGCCUCCAUCGACUCUCUCGUCACGGAAAAGACCUGUUCGGUGAUCGUCGAGCCCAUCCAGGGCGAAGGCGGCGUCAUGCCCGCCACCGAGGAAUUCCUCGUGGCCCUUGCCAAGCGCUGCCGCGACGUCGGCGCCCUCCUGCACUACGACGAGAUCCAGUGCGGCAUGGCCCGCACCGGCACCUUCUGGGCGCACUCCUCCCUGCCCAAGGAAGCCCACCCUGACAUCCUCACCACUGCCAAGGCGCUGGGUAACGGUUUCCCCAUCGGCGCGACCAUCGUCAACGAGCACGUCGCUAGCAAGAUCAAGGUCGGCGACCACGGCACCACCUUUGGCGGAAACCCUCUCGCGUGCCGGUUGGCGCAUUAUAUCGUCGGUCGCCUUGCGGAUGGCAAGCUGCAGGAGGGCGUCAAGGCCAAGAGCGAGGUUUCCUUCAAGGAUUUGAGAAGUUGA